AUGACAUACGGUUCAUGCUAUCCUUUCAAACCCCUUCAAGUCGUUCGUGAUAUUCAAUGCCGGCCGGCUGGCAGCCUCGGACUUAGUCUCUCUCAUCUUCUUGCCCUCUUCCAGACGCGCAUGAUAGCGUACCUUGCUCGGCCUUCUCACCGCCGAACCCCCCGAGCCCCAGGCCGAGGUGAAGGAUUCGAACGGAGUCCGACUUGGUACAUACCUACCUACCGGACUGAUAACCGGACGGACGAACAUCGGAGAUACACCCCAUCACCAAUAUGGAAGUUCCCGCAAGCUUUUGGUGGCGAUAUUUUGGUGUUGGUGUUGUGCUGCUGUGCCGUACAUCGCGUCUAA
Podospora pseudocomata is the source of this 348-nucleotide messenger RNA. RefSeq lists its product as uncharacterized. Bases 1 to 348 code for a protein of 115 amino acids. Lineage: Eukaryota; Fungi; Ascomycota; Sordariomycetes; Sordariales; Podosporaceae. The transcript is spliced from 2 exons. The record is from RefSeq and is a predicted model, not a curated record.